AUGGUUGUCUGCAAUCUUCACGUGGUCGCAUUAAAGUCGGGCACAUCCCCCGCCGCCUUUCUUGCCAAGAUCCGCCAACAUGACAUGAAGCCCAUAUUCCAAGCCCAGGUCCUGCGCUGGAUGAUUCUACCGACGCACAAUUCCGCCGGGCAUCUCUUGAAUCGCAAUCUGCGCUGGGACCUGGUCUUGGGACUCGACGCGUCGACCUCGAUCCCGUCGGCUCUGCAGCCCGUCAUCGAGGCCAUUUGGACCGUCUCCUGCGGGGCCUCGGCCCGGGUCCUCGCAGACUACAGCAAGCGCAACGCCGCGCUGCUCAAGCCAGAGCCCGGCUCCGUGCCCCAGGUCGAGCUGCCAGACGUGUCGCAAUCGUCAAACUCGCAGAACCUUGAAUUCUCCCCCGAGCUCGGCGAGUGGAUCUCCACCAUGCCGCCCGCCCUGCAAAACCACCCCGUUUCCAUGCUGAACCUCCUCGCCUUUAACGAGGGCAAAAAGGACGACUACGUCCGGUACGGUAAAGAGUUCUCGUCGCGGGUGGGCGCGCGGUACGGCGGCAACGUCAAGAUUGCGGCGCGCGUCGUGGACGGCGAGGGCCAGCGCGCCAGGGACGAGGGAUGGGACGAGAUUGCCUUUGUGCACUAUCCCACGGUCAAGCACUUUGCCGCCAUGUCGGCGAGCCGCGAGUACCAAGAGGUCAACCAACAGUACCGGCUGGGCGCGCUCAAGGAUACCUUUAUCUUGUGUACCGUGGAGAUUGAUGAUCAUGGCGAACUUGCUGGAGGGAGAGCCGCACUUGAGAGACUGUAG
This is a messenger RNA of Pestalotiopsis fici W106-1, 804 nucleotides long. RefSeq lists its product as uncharacterized. The transcript has a single exon. The coding region runs from base 1 to 804 and encodes 267 amino acids. The record is from RefSeq and is a predicted model, not a curated record. NCBI's taxonomy places the organism in Eukaryota, Fungi, Ascomycota, Sordariomycetes, Amphisphaeriales, Sporocadaceae.